Molecule: messenger RNA, 3146 nt
Organism: Cottoperca gobio
Lineage: Eukaryota; Metazoa; Chordata; Actinopteri; Perciformes; Bovichtidae
Gene: tmbim1a
Product: transmembrane BAX inhibitor motif containing 1a
Exons: 12
Coding region: 250-1281 (343 amino acids)
Biological process (GO): negative regulation of apoptotic signaling pathway
Cellular component (GO): endoplasmic reticulum; membrane; Golgi apparatus
Source: RefSeq, a predicted model, not a curated record
CUUCCGUUCCAGGAACUGUUCUUCACUGCUGCUGCUCAACAUACAGCCGACAGACCUGAACACAGACCUGAACACAGACCGGCAGGCCAGCUUCAUAUGAACUCGGACACAGGAUCUUUUCAGCAGACCUCCUUUGGUGUGUUUGUGUAAACAGAGAGGGCGUGGCCGGCAGCGGAAACACUUCCAGCUAUCUGCUGGGGUUUGUUACGAGCAGGCUGUUUCUUUCGUUGGCAUCUCUUACUUGGUGAAAUGUCCAGGUCAGACUACCCUCCAGGAUACGACGACUGCCGGGGCCCGCUGUACGCACCUCAGGGCGGGAAUUACCCACCACCCCCUGCGUAUGGCUUCCCUGGAUUUGGUGGUCCCCAGCCAGGCCAGCCCUCUGCUCCCUACCCCACUGGUCCAAACACCUCUCUGAUCCCGGGCCAACCAGGGGGCUAUCCUUCCGGCCCGUACCAAGGACAGCCUCACCCUGGCGGGCCUCCAGGGGCUGGCUACCCCGGGGCUGGCUACCCCAGUCCCCCUCCCAUGCCCCCUAUCAUGCCACCCACCAUGCCAUCAGAUAUCCUGAGCUCUGGUGAUGAGUUUGCGGCGAGCGGCAGCGGUUGGGACACUAUGAGCAUUCGGCAUGCCUUCAUCAGAAAGGUGUAUUUGAUUUUGGCUGUUCAGCUCCUCGUCACCACAGCCCUUGUGGCCAUAUUUACAUUUGUCGAACCUGUCAAAUAUUUCGUACGGAGAAACCAAUCUGUGUACUGGGCAUCGUAUGCCGUGUACUUCGUCACCCACAUGGUGCUGGUCUGCUGUAAGGGCCCCCGGAGGAAGUUCCCAUGGAACGUCAUUCUGCUGUCCAUCUUUACCCUGGCUUUGUCCUUCAUGACUGGAUCUAUUUCCAGUUACUAUGAUACAAAAGUAGUGUUUCUGGCUCUGGGGAUCACUGCCGUCGUCUGCAUCGCCGUCACCGUCUUCUGCUUCCAGACAAAGGUUGACUUCACCAAGUGCCAGGGCCUUUUCUGCGUCAUGGGGAUUGUAGUAUUUGUGACUGGCAUCAUUUCUACGAUUGUGCUGUCAUUCAAAUAUAUGCUGUGGCUUCACAUGCUUUAUGCCGCUAUAGGAGCCAUAGCUUUCACUCUGUUCCUAGCGUACCACACGCAGCUGCUGUUAGGCAACAGGAAGCACUCCAUCAGCCCAGAGGAGUACGUGUUCGCCGCGCUCUCCAUCUACGUCGACAUCGUCCAGAUCUUCCUUUUCCUGCUGCAAAUUAUCGGUGCUACGACCAAAUAAGUGCACCCAAGGGUACAUGACCAGCAGGGUGCAGACGAGCCCCCUGCAAAACCAUUACGUGCUUUUGACAAACCUUUCGCUUUAGUUUACAGUCUGAUGUAGAAUACAUUCAUAAAAUCAUGACACGCUCCGGUGAAACUGUCUACGGGCUGAGUUUGAGAUUUUGCCAUGGGUUAAUCCAUGAGCAAAAACAUGCACUUUUUCUGAAAUGAAUAUUUGUCUAUAUCUGCAUUAAGCAACUUAUCCGUGGUUUCAAAUGAAUGUUAAUUCUACAAUAUAAAUGCAGACACUGGAAUGCUGCAACAUUGAUUCACUCCUGCUGCAUGUUGAGGCCGACUGUCUCAACAUGUUCUCUGCAUGUAGAUGUUCUGCUAUACAUGAACAUUUAGUUUGUUCAAACAGAGGCCCACCUCUCUGGUUGGCGUUAAAGUACAGUAGGUGGAGGUGUUAAUACCACAAAGUUUGCUUUUGGAUAACAAGUAAUACCAGGGCCAGGAUAUUGUAAAAGUAUAUCUAUAUAUCUAUAUAAUAUUUAAAGCAGCUAAUGGACUUUAAUGUAAAGGAGAGAAAUGUUUAAUUAUUCAUGAAGUAAAUUAAUCAUUAAUAGGUCACUUCUAAAUACAUUUGAAUUACCAACUGACUGUUUUUCAAACGUCAGGCAUUUAUUUUUGAUAUUUGCUUUUAAUUAUUUAAAAUAAUAGUUCCACAUUUUGGGAGCUACUUCUUUUCUGUUCUGCUGAGUCGCAUGAUCAUGUCUGUCCGGUUAAUGUCAAACUGCAGCCAGCAGACGUUUAGUUUUGCGUAGCAUGAAGGAUUGGAAUUGCCCGGCUCCGUCUGAAGGUUAAAUAAAAUCUGCGACCAGCAGUCAAAGCCACAGUCACAUCUCGUUAGUUCAAUCCACAGAAAGAGGAGUACAAUCUUCAGGUUGUGCUUUUAGUCUUGUCCUGAUAAACUGGACUUUGUCUUGGCCUCAACUUCCUGAACCUGUCAUUCAUAUUAUACGGUUUGCUUUUGUACAGAUUAAACAUAUAUUAUAAUUAUUGAACUUUAUAUGUGCUGGAAGGCAGAACAAAGAACCUUUGAACAAAGUCAACUUCCCCCCUUUUCUAGUCUUUAUGCUAAGCGGCUGCCAGCUCGCUGGAGCUUCAUGUUUAGCGUACAGACACGAGUGGCAUCCAGCGACUCAUCUCUCAGCGAGAAAGUGAAUUAGCAUAUUCCUCAAAAUAUUGAACUAUUAAUUUAAUUAUAUACGCGUCAGAAGGAGAAAAAAAUGCACACAACAGCAGAUGAAAAGCUAAUAGUGCUGCACUAAGUGUUUAUGUGCACACAACGUGAUGUCACAUUUGGCAUUGACCCUAAUGACACCAGGAUGGGGACUCAAACUCACUGAACUUCAGCUCAUCCAUGGCUUCAUAUUAACAAGCCUCAGCUGAUGGUUUAAUACAUGUUGUAACUUUAUACAUUCUACAUCACUACAGUGCCUUCACAAUGACAAUGUUUCUGGGAUUAGUUUUUUACUUUAAGAAGUACAGGCUCUUAAUAGUAUUGUUACAUAUGUGUCUGUUUUAUAUAUUCUCCUGUUAGUCAGGGCUCGGUCAGAUACUUGAGUGCUAGCAGGAUUACACAAUCCAUGCCGUGGUGUUAAACUAUUGGAACAUUGAUGUGCCAUCUAAUGCAGCCUCGUUCAAAAGCUCCUAAAUGAUCAACCCCACCCAGCUGCUCCUCUGCACAGGUAUAGACACCCCCCCCCUGGUCACAUACAACCCAUGACUCUAAACAAUGUGGUAUGUGUUUGUAAAUAUACAUAUCAAUGAUGAGGAAAAUGUGUUUACCUUUUCAUAUCAAAUAAACUUUUGUAUCUGUGA